AUGUCUUCAUCUCAAGCCGUCAGAGACGCCGCUAAACAGUUAGUCUCUGUGUUGGAAAGGUUCCCAGCACAACGUAUAAGACAUAUAGUUUCCUUCAAGGACUCGCAAAUCGAAAGGUUUAAGAGAGUAGCUGGUCUGUCAGUUGAUGGCGGUUCUGGUAAUAAUAAGAAGGCUUCCAUCGAAGAAAUCAAGGAUAUUAUCAACCGGACUUCUGGCCCGUUAGGUUUGCAGAAGGAUUUGUUAAAGAAGAUGCAGGCAGCAUUGCCUGACGAUGAAUUGAGCCUUCAAAGUAUCGAAGAACAGAUAAAAGCACUCAACUCUUUGACGAGUAACAAAUACAAGAAUUACUAUGAUGUGGGCGACAAAUUGUACAAACCUGCCGGCAAUCCGCAGUAUUACCAAAGGAUCCUUGACGAAAUAGAGGGCAAAAAGAAGGAGACAUUUAUGAGUGCAUUCAGGACAGUCGUAUUCGGUAAGUAA
This is a messenger RNA of Torulaspora globosa, 480 nucleotides long. It is a transcript of the gene CBP6, whose product is annotated as Cbp6p. Gene Ontology annotation, cellular component: Cbp3p-Cbp6 complex; mitochondrion. Gene Ontology annotation, biological process: mitochondrial respiratory chain complex III assembly. The record is from RefSeq and is a predicted model, not a curated record. Gene Ontology annotation, molecular function: ribosome binding. The transcript has a single exon. Bases 1 to 480 code for a protein of 159 amino acids. Lineage: Eukaryota; Fungi; Ascomycota; Saccharomycetes; Saccharomycetales; Saccharomycetaceae.